AUGGCGAAUCGGGCAGAGUUGCCGCUGGAUCUCCUUACUCAGAUUACAAAGCGUGUUAAAGUGAUUGAAGAUUUCAUUGCUUUUGGUGUUGUCUGUACCUCGUGGAGAACUGCUGCUAGAAAGAAAUUUUUCGAUGUGCUUUCGCCCCAAGUGCCAUUACUUAUGUUGGCGGAUAAAGAUGACUAUUAUCGAGAAUUUUAUUCUCUUUCUAAGAAGAAAGUUUCACGCAUAUUUCUCCCAGAAACUAGAGGGCGAGAGUGUUUUCCAUCAAAGGGAUGGUUGUUCACCAUGUCAUAUACCAGAGGGAUGAACUUGUUGCACCCUUUCUCUCAUAUCAAUAUACAGCUUCCCCCACGAAAAGACUUAUUAUUGGCUUCAGAGGGUCUCGUUGAAGCACCUGAAGAAGAUAUCUGCAUAGACAAAGCUAUCUUAUCAGCCAGUCCUUCUCUUACAUCAGAUUAUGUACUGGUGAUUAAUUAUAAUUAUGGACGUGUUAAUAGUUUGGCUUUUUGGCGGCAUGGAGAUCUCAACUGGACUCAUAUUGACAUUAACACCCAUGGUGGAGUCACGAGUAUGAAUUAUUACAAGGGUCAAUUUUAUUGUGUCACAUGGUCUGGCCAAGUCUGGGUUUUUGAUGUUGCAAGGCCUAGAAUUACCAAAUCAAUUGUAAAACCACGCUUGCUUAUUUGGCUGAAAGAUAAAAUCUUUGGUCAAUGUUCAUUUAAGUUCUAUCUAGUCGAGUUAUCCGGUACACUAUUACUUGUUACCCGAUUUCCUCAUGGAGGGUGUUAG
This is a messenger RNA of Nicotiana attenuata, 792 nucleotides long. RefSeq lists its product as uncharacterized. Lineage: Eukaryota; Viridiplantae; Streptophyta; Magnoliopsida; Solanales; Solanaceae. The transcript has a single exon. Gene Ontology annotation, molecular function: protein binding. The coding region runs from base 1 to 792 and encodes 263 amino acids. The record is from RefSeq and is a predicted model, not a curated record.